AUGAGCUCUGAAGAUUCGAAAGCACAGGCCUCUGCCCCAGCUGUUCAGCAACAUCACCACCAUCACCACCGUCAUCAUGCUUCGCCUGACAUUGUUAUUGAACCCUUGAUUCUGACCUCUCAUCGAAACGAAGACAACUGUUGCGAUUGCAAUGCCCCCAUUAGCAAUACAUCAGCUAUUCAAAAGUUUGAUGUUUCCGACGAAACCCUUGAUGGUUUGCUUGACAACAACCGUCGCUGGGCUGCAGCAGUGCUUCGCGAGGAUCCCGAGUUCUUCAAAAAUAUCGCUAUUCGUCAGGAACCCAAGAUCUUGUGGAUUGGUUGUUCGGACUCUCGUGUGCCUGCCAACCAAAUUGUUCAAUUGGGCCCAGGCGAGAUUUUUGUCCACAGAAAUAUCGCCAACGUGGUCAACCAUUCCGAUUUGAACUGUUUGUCUGUGAUUCAAUACGCCGUCGAAGUUCUCAAGGUUCAACACAUCAUUGUUUGCGGUCACUACAACUGCGGUGGUGUCACAGCAGCUUAUGGCAAGGAGCAGUAUGGUUUGAUCGACAACUGGCUUCGAUCCAUCAAAGAUGUCUAUCGAUUGCAUGUUGGCGAGAUUGAGCCCUUGGAAAGUGAUGGUAAGCGUAUCCGCAAACUGGUGGAAUUGAAUGCCAUCAACUCGGCCAAGAACGUGUGUCACUCCACCAUCGUGCAGAAUGCUUGGGCCAGAGGUCAGAAGCUUACGAUCCAUGCUUGGGCCUACGAUAUUGAGGACGGUAUUGCCAAGAAGCUCGACUGGACUGUCAGCAAUCCUGAACCCCUUCAAAACAUCUAUCAUCACUAA
Molecule: messenger RNA, 825 nt
Organism: Radiomyces spectabilis
Lineage: Eukaryota; Fungi; Mucoromycota; Mucoromycetes; Mucorales; Radiomycetaceae
Product: carbonic anhydrase
Exons: 5
Coding region: 1-825 (274 amino acids)
Biological process (GO): carbon utilization
Molecular function (GO): zinc ion binding; carbonate dehydratase activity
Source: RefSeq, a predicted model, not a curated record